This is a messenger RNA of Truncatella angustata, 1059 nucleotides long. RefSeq names its product ankyrin repeat-containing domain protein. The record is from RefSeq and is a predicted model, not a curated record. Bases 1 to 1059 code for a protein of 352 amino acids. Lineage: Eukaryota; Fungi; Ascomycota; Sordariomycetes; Amphisphaeriales; Sporocadaceae. Gene Ontology annotation, molecular function: protein binding. The transcript has a single exon.
AUGGGUGCCUCAGUUCGAGACCACGAAAUUGUUAUACAGCGGCUCCUAGACGACGGGGCCAAGGUCGAUGCUAUAGACAAGAAUGGCAUAACGGCUUUGAUGUACGCCUCAGUUCGAGGCCACGACGAUGUUAUACAGCGGCUCCUAGACGGCGGGGCCAAGGUCGAUGCUAUAGACAACAAUGGCAUAACGGCUUUGAUAAGGGCCUCAGUUCAAGGCCACGACGUUGUUAUACAGCGGCUCCUAGACGGCGGGGCCAAGGUCGAUGCUAUAGACAACAAUGGCAUAACGGCUUUGAUGUACGCCUCAGUUCAAGGCCACGACGUUGUUAUACAGCGGCUCCUGGACGGCGGGGCCGAGGUCGAUGCUAUAGACGAGAAUGGCAUAACGGCUUUGAUAAGGGCCUCAGCUCAAGGCCACGACGUUGUUAUACAGCGGCUCCUAGACGGCGGGGCCAAGAUCGAUGCUAUAGACAACAAUGGCAUGACGGCUUUGAUGUACGCCUCAGUUCAAGGCCACGACGUUGUUAUACAGCGGCUCCUGGACGGCGGGGCCAAGAUCGAUGCCGCAGAUGUCGAUGGCUGGACGGCUUUAAUGCACGCCUCAGUUCAAGGCCACGACGUUGUUAUACAGCGGCUUCUGGACGGCGGUGCCAACGUAAAUGCUAUAGACAACAAUGGUAUAACGGCUUUGAUAAGGGCCUCAGUUCAAGGCCACGACGUUGUUAUACAGCGGCUUCUGGACGGCGGUGCCAACGUAAAUGCUAUAGACAACAAUGGUAUAACGGCUUUGAUAAGGGCCUCAGCUCAAGGUCACGACGUUGUUAUACAGCGGCUCCUAGACGGCGGGGCCAAGGUCGAUGCUAUAGACAACAAUGGUAUAACGGCUUUGAUGUACGCCUCAGUUCAAGGCCACGACGUUGUUAUACAGCGGCUCCUAGACGGCGGGGCCAAGGUCGAUGCUAUAGACAACAAUGGCAUAACGGCUCUGAUAAGGGCCUCAGUUUUUGGUCAGGACACUAUAACAAAGCUGCUUCAAGACAAAGGUGCUAAAAGGUGA